AUGCCGUCUGGUUGGCCAGCAUCAUUACAACUUGUUAAAGAUCUUGAUCGAACAAGUUGUUCAAUUAAAUCUGAAGAAUCAACAUCAACAGAUGAAUUAGAUGAUGAUCAAAAUAAUGAUGGAGAAGGUGUUUGGAGUCCAGAUAUUGAACAAAGUUUUCAUGAAGCAUUAGCUAUUUAUCCUCCAUGUGGACGACGAAAAAUUAUUUUAUCUGAUGAAGGUAAAAUGUUUGGUAGAAAUGAACUUAUUUCACGUUAUAUUAAAAUGCGUACGGGUAAAUCACGUACAAGAAAACAAGUAUCAUCACAUAUACAAGUUCUUGCUAAACGAAAAUCAAAAGAACUUCAAUCAUUAUUUAAAGAUUCCAAUUUAAAAGAACAACAUCGUCCAUUUGUUAUGAAUCAACAUUAUCAUCCAUUACGUGAUACAACAACAACAUCACCGAUUAUAAAUGAUAGUACUUCACCAUAUUAUACACAUCAUCGUACAGCUGUAUCACUUUUUUCCCCAACAACAAAUAUGAAUAUAACACCAACAUCAUCAUCAUCUCCAUUUAAACCGACAGCUACUCUUUCACCAUAUCCAUCACCAUCAACAAUCAGUCUUUGGCAACAAUCAGCAACACCUUACGUUGAUAUUAAACCAUUUUCUCCAUCAUCGACAACAACAACUGAUCUUAUACCAACAGCAAGCACAACAACUUCAUUAACAACACGUUUUAUAAGUUCAAAUCGAAUAAAACUUGUUGAAUUUGCUGCAUAUAUUGAAUCAAAACGUGACAUUGAUUCAAGACAUUAUCUUCUUCAUAUCAGUCAAGAAGCUGCUACUGAUAUGAAACCUGAACGUAUCAAAGUGAGCCAAAUAAUCGAUUUAUUUCCAAUGUUGAAAGAACUUUAUGAUAGAGGACCACAUGAUGCAUUUUAUGUUGUUAAAGUUUGGGUCAAUAUGAAUUAUCAAGAGAAUGUAACAAAUACAUAUCAUUAUUCUUCUCUUUUUGAAAGUUCGGAGGAUAAUUUAAACAUUUGUAUAACAACAAAAGCAUGUUCAUUUGGAAAAACUAUUGUUGAAAAAAUUGAAAAUGGUACAACAAAAUAUAAUGAUAUUAUUGGUAAAUGUAUUCAUCGUUCAAUUGAUACAACAAUGUGUGGUUUUAUGAUUGAUUUUAUAAAAAAACUUAAAACAGGACUAUAUGUACGUGAAAUGAUGAAUAUUGUACUUGAACAUUUAGGUGUACUUCAAACAGUUAUAUCAAAAGAUACGGAUGAAUUACUUUUAUGUAUUGCAUAUAUUUUUGAAAUAAGCGAAUCACCGUCAUUAGGUGGAACACAAUCGGCUGCUUAUCGCUUAUGCGAUUAA
Molecule: messenger RNA, 1356 nt
Organism: Rotaria sp. Silwood1
Lineage: Eukaryota; Metazoa; Rotifera; Eurotatoria; Philodinida; Philodinidae
Source: the annotation of a GenBank genome assembly